Messenger RNA from Thrips palmi, 529 nucleotides. Its product is annotated as protein FAM32A. The transcript has 3 exons. NCBI's taxonomy places the organism in Eukaryota, Metazoa, Arthropoda, Insecta, Thysanoptera, Thripidae. Gene Ontology annotation, cellular component: nucleolus. The coding region runs from base 100 to 420 and encodes 106 amino acids. The record is from RefSeq and is a predicted model, not a curated record.
ACGUACCAGAACGCAUCGACAAAAAUAUUUGUUUGUUGUGUACUUUACUGACGACAAGUAGCGCAUAGGAAACGUUCGCUACGCAUUUGUUCUGUGAUCAUGGAGUAUAAAGUUGUUACCAGUAAACCGUUAAAGUUGAAAGGAGAAGGAGUCAAGAAGAAAAAGAAACAUAAGGAAGACAAGAAGUUACUGGAGCAGGUGACAAAGGCAUCGGAGAUUCCGCAAGAAGGUCAGAAGCCGCCACAAAUUCAACGCACUAAAGCUGAAUUAGCAUUCUUGAAACAACAAGAGAAAAUGCAAAAAGAAAGAAUUGCACAGAAGGCAUCAAAAACCCACAAACAAAGAGUAGAAGAAUUUAACCGUCAUUUAGACAGCCUCACAGAACACUUUGACAUCCCCAAAGUCAGCUGGACCAAGUAGUGUUCAUUUACUCUCCCUCCAUUGUACAUUUCCCUUAAGUUGUAUGUUUUUGUUAUUUAUCAAAGAAAGAGUGCCCUUAUUUGCCAAAAUCCAAGUAAUUGUAACUGUU